UUAGAAUGGCGUCGUCACGAGAAUCCUCACAUUUCAGUAUGACAAUUGAAAAUCCGGAUGGUUUUGAUUCGUUUUUGAAAUCCAUAAUUGAAGGAGCAGUUGUUGGAGCUCAAAGGGCAGUAUCAGCUUCGGUACCAGCAUCGGAAUUGGCUGAUUUUAAAAAUCGCGCGUGUCCAAUAUGCAACAAAAUGUUUGCGUCAAAGAAAAAUCGAGACCGGCACAUCGCAAAUAUUCAUAAACAAAGACAGGAGGACGAUGCAAAUGAAACAACGGUUGAAAAUGGCCAAAAUCGCAAGCUGAAUGAUUCUCAAACGAUGAAUGGACAAAAUCUCAAUCACCAAAAGGAUUGUUCGGUCGGUGGUACAAGCGAUCCAACCCGCCGUUCGUGUACUAAAAACUCCAAAAGAACUGUACCAAUGCCGGUCAACCUAGAUGUGGACAUAAAAUGUGAACUGGUUGAAUAG
Messenger RNA from Sitodiplosis mosellana (orange wheat blossom midge), 464 nucleotides. RefSeq lists its product as uncharacterized. The coding region runs from base 6 to 464 and encodes 152 amino acids. The record is from RefSeq and is a predicted model, not a curated record. NCBI's taxonomy places the organism in Eukaryota, Metazoa, Arthropoda, Insecta, Diptera, Cecidomyiidae. The transcript has 2 exons.